AUUUAAUAUUCAUCGGUUUAGGCUAACAACCCGGAGAAAUAUCUCCUCUCCGGUCCUCCUUUUUCGUUCUUCUUCCGCUGCUUCUGCUUCAUUUGCUCAUUUCUCAGCUCCGAUAGCCCAUUGGACGCCAGAUGCCGGAGAUUAGUCUUUUAGCCAUCGAAUCCCCCUCUUUCUGCUGCCAGAGUCUUAAAAAAUCCAUUUUUUUAAUGCUUUCUUUCUUUGUCUUCUCUCAAAUAUAUUAGAUUUGGAGGAAUGAGAUACCAGGGGCCGCUGAAGGAGAGAGUAGUUUCAUUUGAGCUUCUAUGAUUGUUUGAGUUUUCUCUAUUAUUAAAUUUUGGAUUAAUGGGUAGAGGCAGAGGGAAGGGGAGGAAGUUAACAGUAGUAACAAGUCAUGAAGAUCCAGGGAGUGGUGGUGAAGAGGUUCUUCCUGCAUAUAAGAGGAGGGGAAGGCCACAAAAGCCUUUAAAAGAAGACAUUGACGAAGAGGAUACUGCAAAGAUUGAGGAAGAAGAAGGAGAUGAUGCGAAACCUUUUGCCUUGAGCAAAGAUAUAAAAGGCUCGACAGUUGAGAAUGGGAAGAAGAGGAAGAGGUAUUCACAAGUGAAAGAAAAUUCUGAAUCAGUCCUGGAGGAAAAUGGUACUGGGGUGAGAUCCAUCAAUGAGGAGUCAACUAGGUCUAACGGCUUUCGGCAAAAUGGAAGCCGGCGAAAGAGCAAACCUCGGCGGGCUGCUGAAGCAGGAGUUGAGUCCAAGUGAGAUUUGCAACAGUAUCUCUUUUGGGUUUUCCAUCAUCCUGUUGCUAGCUAUAUCACGCAGCUCAAAGUCCUUAGUGGCCUACCUUUUCUUUUCGGUGUUCAUUCCUAUUUUGCUUUUUAUCUCGUUUUGUCCAUGAAUGAACUUAACUGGGUGGUGGUGGUCUGAUUAUGCUGUUUUAUAAUUUUCCCUGACACCAUAAAGCUGCUAUAAGGUAUUUGCUUUAGCUUAAAUGGAGUUUCUGUAGGCUGCAGAAUUAUAAGCAUAAAGUUUGCUUUAGCUUGUUUUAUCUCUUUUGCUGUUACUAUUUGAUGUCCUAAAUACCUACUUUUUUGUCUAACGAAUUGUAGCAACGUAGUUCAUU
Phoenix dactylifera (date palm) is the source of this 1117-nucleotide messenger RNA. RefSeq lists its product as uncharacterized. NCBI's taxonomy places the organism in Eukaryota, Viridiplantae, Streptophyta, Magnoliopsida, Arecales, Arecaceae. The record is from RefSeq and is a predicted model, not a curated record.